ACCGUGUCAACUUUAUGAUACAUUGCAAUCCGACUAUAAAAACAGGAAUUAAGGGUGAGAUGCGAGGAAAAUAUGGCUGCGUCCAUGGUGCGGUGGUUUAGAGGCUUGUACGUUUUCUUUUUGACUUGUCUUCUUCCUGUUUCGGCGUUCCUGAAUCUGGAGGAGUUAAAUGAGAUGAAAUAUGGCAUCCAGAUCCUCCCGGACCCGGUGAUCGUGGGACAGGCCAAGUCGCAGGAUGUUAUGUUGGUCUCAAACAAAUACAGGCAGCUAUAUGAAUGUCACCUGCCUGCUCAAGCCAUCCGGUUCCACCAAGACCCAGCAGCAGAGCCGGACCCCCAGGGAUACAUUGGACCUGGGAUUCCUGAGCUGCUCAGACCUAUGUAUAGUGCGUCAUGCCUUGUCAAGACAAAAGACUGGUGGACUUAUGAGUUUUGCUAUGGCCAGUACAUCCGACAGUACCACCUAGAGGAUUCAGAGAUCAAGGGCGACGUGCUCUUCUUGGGGUAUUACGAGUCCGAAUUCGACUGGAAUAAUGAAACUGCCAAGACCUCCAAACAGCACAGGCUAAAGAGGUACCACAGCCAGUCUUACGUUAAUGGCUCAAAAUGUGACCUGAAUGGAAAACCCAGAGAAACGGAGGUCCGGUUCCUGUGUGAGGAGGGCUCUGGUGACUACAUCGCCCGUGUGGACGAGCCGCAGUCCUGCCGCUACGUCCUGACAGUUCACACCACGCGCACCUGCCACCACCCCUUCCUGCGCCCGCCGUCCUCUGCUAAACCCCAGGGCAUCGUGUGCCAGCCAGCCCUCAGCCCCCAGCAGUACAUGGACUAUGUCAAAGCGCAAGUCUCUGAUACCAAGCGGAAGGUGGAACAGAUAUCCGAGGAGCUGAAGAGUUUGGAUGAGAUCCUAGCUGGUGACGAGUCCACUGAUGAGGAGGACAGAGGAGGGAUAGAGAACGGAGCUUCGGACAGCACUGACGUGGGCCCUGAUGGAGAGCUAGAUGCCGAAGGAGAACCAGCACCCCUAGAGGACUCGGUCGUUGAAGAUUUGGAGGACAGUCAGUUCUGGGAAGGGAUGACAAAACCAGACACCCCCGCAGGGGCUAAACAGGUGGGCAGUGAGUCAUUGGACCCUCAGCUUGCUGAUGGUGACUUCAAAGAGGAUGUUUUUGGUGAUGAGAAAUUCAACUUCAAAAUUAUCACCAAUCCAUCUGACUUGAUGAAAUUUGUGAAGAAGCUCAAGGAAGGAGGUAAAAAGGUUGCCUCUGAAGAAGAGCGUCAGAAAGGAGAGUCUCAGAAUGAGAAGGAAAGUGUGACUGGGGAGAAGAGAGCAGGACAUCGAGGAGAAGAGGAGGAAAAGGAUGUUCUGGGGGUCAGUGAGGAUGAACAUCUGCUGCAGGAGUUUGAGGAAGAGAUUGCUGACCUUUCUGUGCCCUCUGACCGAAUCGAGGAGAUCAAAGAGGAGAUGCAGAAGGAGUUUGACAACAUCAUUGAUGAGGCUCAGCAGGAGUUGGAAACCGAAGGUUUGAAGGGAGAGUUUGAUCGCAGCCAGGCCACCCAGACGCUGGAGACCACCUUGGACAAGCUUUUGGAGCGCCUGGAGGACAGGGAGGAUGAAGAACGCAGGCCUGAUGGGGGGCAGAAGGUUUCGGAUCCCAGCCGGGGCAGCCCUAGUUCCAUUCCACGCCAGCCAGACCGAGCACCAGUCCAGGAGAAGGUUAAAAUCAGAGUUACUAAGUAUAAACAAGGCAGCAGCCCUGACCGGCAGCUGAAGGUGCAGGAAAUGAGCGAAGGAGAUCCGCAGUUGCAGCAGAUUAAGGACGUGGUUAAAGAGCAGCUAGAGAGAGCUGGACUGAAAGCAGAAGGUAAAAUCGAGGUGAAGAUCCUGACUCGUAGAACGGCAGACGAGGUGGGAGACCAGUGGCUUAGUGAGGAGGACACAAAGUCUUUCCGGGAGCUUCUCAUCAACUUACUGACGGGUGGGACAGAGGAGGUGUACAAGGAGCAGAAACGACAGCAGGAACUGGAGAACAACUACAGGUUCGUGUGGGGAGAGCAACAAGAAGAGACUCAGCCCAGCGGAGCUGCGGACUCUGACGACGUCGACGUGUGAGGAGGUCCGGUCUGAUCUCGGGAUGAAAAGGCCGGAGAGAGCAAGGCGCACUGAGGCACGGCGCACAAAGGCGGAGCCAUUCUGCAGUUUGUCUGACACAAGUUAACGAACGGGAACCUAUGACCAAAAGAUAUAUUUAUAUGGUUUAAAAUAUGUAAUUGAUACACUUUGUUCUGCUGGCUACUGCAAUUGAAAUAAAUAAUAAGUGGUAUUAGGGUCAUGUCUCCAGAUGCUAUUCUCACAGUGGACAAAGAAUCUAAGUUAAAUAUGCCCUAGAAGGAUUACGGAUGCUGGAGAAGUGACGCCUCUUAAAGGGCCCCUGCUUUUUAUUUUCAGGACCCGGAUGGAGAAUGCAGUGCGGGCUAUACCUUUUGUGGCUUUAAGUUUAAGGGAUAUUGAUCAUUUUUCCUUGUUUGCAAACUUAAUGGGGGUCUGAAUCCUCUGUCUUGUUUAUUGCAUUAUUACAGUAACAGUACCACCCCCUCCAGGACUUAAUGCGUGAAUAUUCUGUUCAUGGUGCUGAUUUACAUCUGUUUUUUUUUUUUACUGAGUUCUAUGGAAGGCGUUUGACUGCUUGUUUGCGUACGCAACAACAGUACAACAUAGGUUUGCUGAGGAAUUAAAGGGAGAACAAUUACUUCGUCAGAUUAUGUGAGGCUACUCCCCAGUCAAAUUUUAUUUUAUAGAAAUCAGUGAUUAAAACUAAACUAAAAAGCUGUUUGCCCCAUGCCAUUUUAGGGUAUGUCUCCGUAUGUCUGUCUGAUGAUAAUUGUUGUUUUUUCUUUUUUUAGUGGAUUGUAUUUAAUACGGAUUUUCUGAGCCUUUAUGGAAAUCGUUCCGCUGAGCAUAACCAUGCAUAACCGUAAACAAUCACCUCGUGACCGCAGCGACUCAUCGGGAUGGUGUAACGUGAGCUGGGGCAUCCAAGGGCUGCAGCUCGUUCUAGGGGCUGGAUCCCUCUCGAAAAUGCGCACAGAAUAGCCAAGGAAUUUCUCUAUGAAGGUUAAGAAUAUUAAUACUUUCCCCAUGGUUUUAAUUAGUAUCACUAGCGAUGUUAAUGAGGUUUUAAAUCAUCACUCGCAUGAAUGUCCUGGGCUGGCUAGUUGGCAAAUAUGUUUUACUAAGAAUAGUAAUACGCAGUGCUGUUUGAUAUGGUUGCCCCCGGCCCCCGCCCCCCCUCCGACAUGUUCUGUCCGUAUUUCGGACUCCUGGGAAAGUGAAUGAUUUUGUUUGUCUGCAAUCAAGUGGCAUUUCAGUCUGCCAUUACCCCUACAAAGUAGAUAAGUAGAAAAAGUCUUUGUUCAGUUUUGUGAAUGGUGAUACCAGUUUAAAGUCUGUACUGUACAUAAUUUUGCUUCACGUGGGAGGGGUUUGUGACCAUUUCUGUAUGCACAGUCAUUUGCCAUGGGAUGGAAUUACCGUGUCAUUAAAAUAAUCUAAUCUUUCUGA
This is a messenger RNA of Brienomyrus brachyistius, 3561 nucleotides long. It is a transcript of the gene os9, whose product is annotated as OS9 endoplasmic reticulum lectin. Gene Ontology annotation, biological process: retrograde protein transport, ER to cytosol; endoplasmic reticulum unfolded protein response. The transcript has 15 exons. The coding region runs from base 73 to 2112 and encodes 679 amino acids. Gene Ontology annotation, cellular component: endoplasmic reticulum lumen. Lineage: Eukaryota; Metazoa; Chordata; Actinopteri; Osteoglossiformes; Mormyridae. The record is from RefSeq and is a predicted model, not a curated record.